CCAAUCCAGAACCCACCGUCGGUAUCUUCAAAACCCAUCUUUAUAAUCUGUUAAAACUAUUCAUGAAUGACAGAAAAUUCAAUUGUAGGAAGCAAAAUGGGGGAGGAAGUUAUUGUUCAUCAGCAAAGAAGCUAUUGGUGGAGAUGGAGCAAACAAGAUUUCUUACCAGAAGAAUCCUUUCAAAGUUGGAGCAAUUACAGAACAGCUCUGUCACAGACAUGGUUUCGAUUCAUCGAUCGUCUUCAAAGCAGAUCAUUUGAUGAAAAUGAAAUAGGAGAGCUAAGAAAACGAAGCGAGAAUGAAAUGAAACGUUGCCUUACUUGGUGGGAUCUUACUUGGUUUGGAUUUGGUGCUGUUAUUGGUGCAGGAAUUUUUGUUCUCACAGGCCAAGAAGCUAAUGAACAUGCUGGACCAGCCAUUGUUCUUUCUUACGUAGCUUCCGGCAUUUCUGCAAUGCUCUCUGUUUUUUGCUAUACAGAGUUCGCUAUUGAAAUCCCAGUUGCUGGGGGAUCUUUUGCAUACUUAAGAAUUGAAUUGGGGGACUUCGCAGCUUUCAUUACUGCAGGCAACAUUCUCCUCGAGAGUAUUGUUGGUACCGCUGCUGUUGCUCGAUCAUGGACUUCUUACUUCACCUCACUUCUGGACCGACCCGACAAAUCUUUGCUUAUCCACACGAAUCUCAAAGAUGGAUACAAUCUUCUUGACCCUAUAGCCGUUGCGGUAUUGGCGAUUGCUGCAACUAUAGCGAUGACAAGCACGAGGAAAACUUCAUAUUUGAAUUGGAUUGCUUCAGCUAUUAAUACAGUUGUGAUUCUAUUUGUUAUAAUUGCAGGUUUUAUUCAUGCUGAUAAAUCAAAUUUGACUCCUUUUACGCCUUUUGGAGUUAAAGGCAUUUUCCAAGCUGCCGCAAUUGUUUACUUUGCUUAUGGAGGUUUUGAUAACAUUGCUACAAUGGCUGAAGAAACUAAAAAUCCAUCAAAAGACAUACCUUUGGGAUUGUUGGGAUCGAUGUCGAUUAUCACUGUGAUAUAUUGUUUGAUGGCACUGUCGCUUAGUAUGAUGCAGAAAUAUACUGAUAUAAACCCAGACGCAGCUUACUCUGUUGCUUUUGAGAGGGUUGGAAUGAAAUGGGCCAAGUAUUUGGUGGCUCUUGGUGCUUUGAAGGGGAUGACUACUGUUCUUUUGGUUGGGGCGCUCGGGCAAGCUCGGUAUACGACUCACAUUGCUCGAGCUCACAUGAUUCCUCCUUGGUUUGCUCUUGUCCAUCCAAAGACUGGAACUCCCAUCAAUGCUACACUUCUGAUUGCCAUAACAAGUGGCUGCAUUGCUUUCUUCUCUAGCUUGGAUGUUCUAGCAAGCUUGUUGUCGGUCAGCACGCUCUUCGUCUUCAUGAUGAUGGCUGUGGCACUUCUGGUAAGGAGAUAUUAUGCAAGAGGGGUCACUCCACGGCUAGAUCAGUUGAAGCUUUUCAUUCUCUUGAUACUCAUCAUUGGUUCCUCCAUGGCUACUUCUGCAUACUGGGGACUUUAUCCAAACGGUUGGAUAGGAUACGUUGUGACUGUCCCGGUUUGGUUUCUGGGGACUUUGGGGAUUGCUUUGCUUCUGCCAAUGCAAAGAAAGCCGAAAGUUUGGGGUGUGCCAUUGGUACCAUGGCUGCCAAGUUUGUCGAUUGCGACAAACAUCUUUCUCAUGGGAUCUUUAGGUCGUGAGGCUUUCGAAAGAUUUGGAAUCUGCACAUUGGUGAUGCUUAUCUAUUAUGUUUUCUUUGGUCUUCAUGCAACCUACGAUAUGGCUCAUCAACAAGAUAAGUUAGUUACCCAAAAGCAGGUUAAGGAGGAAACCCCGCCCAGUGCAGUUCCUUAGAUUCAGAACAUGGUGGAAAAUAAACUGGAUUUCAGUUCCAAGGCAAUCAACUUAUCAUACUUCAACCUGAUAUUUGUAAUCAUAUAGUUUUCUUUUUCAUUAAACAAAGCUCUACUGAAGAAAAUUAUGUAUCAAUAUCCAGUUGGUUUGAUCCUAAACCUGGUAAUGAAUUCUAGUCACUGCCUAUUGGUUCUUUCCCA
Cucumis sativus (cucumber) is the source of this 2063-nucleotide messenger RNA. RefSeq names its product cationic amino acid transporter 5. Bases 67 to 1863 code for a protein of 598 amino acids. Lineage: Eukaryota; Viridiplantae; Streptophyta; Magnoliopsida; Cucurbitales; Cucurbitaceae. The transcript has a single exon. Gene Ontology annotation, molecular function: L-glutamate transmembrane transporter activity; L-lysine transmembrane transporter activity. The record is from RefSeq and is a predicted model, not a curated record. Gene Ontology annotation, cellular component: plasma membrane. Gene Ontology annotation, biological process: amino acid transport; transmembrane transport.